Molecule: messenger RNA, 234 nt
Organism: Macrosiphum euphorbiae (potato aphid)
Lineage: Eukaryota; Metazoa; Arthropoda; Insecta; Hemiptera; Aphididae
Source: the annotation of a GenBank genome assembly
AUGACACUGUACAAGCGGUAUGUGUCUCCAGUUAGCCCAGCAGUUUAUCCACACCUCACUUUGUUAUUGCUCAGCAUUGGUGUGUUCUUCACGGCAUGGUUUUUCGUCUAUGAAGUUACUGGUACAAAGUAUACCAGAAAUUUGAAAAAAGAACUGACCAUAUCUUUUGUUGCUGCCUUAUUUACUGGCUUUGGCCUUCUUUUCUUAUUACUAUGGGUUGGAAUAUACGUAUAA